UGUACUUUAAAUUUGUCGGUACUGAUGACCUUGAUAUUGCCACCAGAGAGACCUGCGGCGGUGGACGGUGUCCAGAUUUUACAGUUUUUGUCAGUAAUGGUAACAUGAAUGACGCAGACUGUCGAGAGAGACUGUAUGGAGACAAGCUCAAUAUGGCCAAACCUGCACUUCCAACAUUUACAACGCCCAUUCCAGCAAACGGUGCUCCACAUCCUCCUACGGGUUACGGUGCCGGUUUUACCCGACCAUUCACAAACCGCGACAACCCGGUUUACGGACAAUACGGCCCAUGGACUGAAUGGUCCCAGUGCUCGAGAACUUGUGACGAGGGUGAGCAGUUUCGAACACGACGUUGUGACAGCCCACUUCCGGCAAAUGGGGGAGCGGAAUGUGCAGACAACCACGUGGAUUCUCGUGUCUGUAACUUGGAGCCAUGCGCAAUUGAUGGUGGAUUCACAGAGUGGACCGAGUGGAGCGCCUGUGUAGCAUUUGCUUCUAACUACUGCUCCGGCUCCUCCGAACGAACUCGUACCUGUACCAACCCAGUGACAAUGUACGGCGGACUGGCCUGUGAGGGCAGCACCAGCGAGAUGAAGAGAUGCAGUGUCGUCUGCUAGCUAGUGUUCUAUUCGGAGAAAUUUUGAAAUCCAGUUUACAUUAUGUUUACUUACAUGUUGGUUUUAUGCUUAUUUUUACUUAUUGAAUAUCCUUAUUACACAAUUAAUUACAUUUCAUCCUCUGUUUUUUCUUCUUUUGUUCUUGUUAUUAAGAUUAUAGCCUGCAACGGUUACGGUAAUUGUUUGGUAAUGUAUUACUUUCGUAGACAUAGUGACAUAGAAAUCAAUUUUAGAUUUAAUUUUGUCUGCAUUUAUGAUGAUGUACAUUGUACAAGUCGAAAUGAAAUGCUUCUUCUUAUUAAAGAGCAAUA
This is a messenger RNA of Mercenaria mercenaria, 928 nucleotides long. Its product is annotated as mucin-like protein. The transcript has 5 exons. The record is from RefSeq and is a predicted model, not a curated record. NCBI's taxonomy places the organism in Eukaryota, Metazoa, Mollusca, Bivalvia, Venerida, Veneridae. Bases 105 to 617 code for a protein of 170 amino acids.